Messenger RNA from Sporothrix brasiliensis 5110, 1044 nucleotides. RefSeq names its product NADPH2:quinone reductase. Lineage: Eukaryota; Fungi; Ascomycota; Sordariomycetes; Ophiostomatales; Ophiostomataceae. The transcript has 2 exons. The record is from RefSeq and is a predicted model, not a curated record. Bases 1 to 1044 code for a protein of 347 amino acids. Gene Ontology annotation, molecular function: oxidoreductase activity.
AUGACGACAUACAUGCGCGCAGUUGACGUCAAGGGCGGUGCCGGCCAUGCGGACGCUCUGUUCAUCAACGACAAGACGCCGAAGCCGACGGCCGGGGACGGCGAGGCCGUUGUCAAGGUCAAGGCGUUCGGGCUGAACCGCAUGGACCUCUUGCAGCGCGAGGGCAAGUACCCGCUGGGCCCGCACAUCCCCAAGACCAUGGGCGUCGAGUUCAGCGGCGUCAUCGAAUCCCUGGGCACGCAUCACAGCACGAGUGCCCCGACGGGCGACGCCAGCGGCGCCUUCAAGGUCGGCGACGAAGUCUUUGGCCUCGCCUACGGCGGCGCCUAUGCCGAGUACCUCGCCAGCUCGGUGCGCAUGUUGGUGCACAAGCCGGCCUACCUGUCGUGGGAGCAGGCCGCCGCCAUCCCCGAGAACUGGAUCACGGCGCUGCAGGCGCUGCACGAGGUCGGCGGCUUUCGCGGCGACCUGGGCCAGACGGCGCUGUGGCAUGCCGGCGCGUCCGGUGUCAGCAUUGCGGGUAUCCAGCUGUCGAAGCUGGCGGGCGCGUCGGCCGUGUACGCGACGGCGGGCACGGACGACAAGUGCGCGUUCCUGGUCCGGGCGCUCGGCGCCAAGGCGGCGUUCAACUACAAGACGCACAACUGGGCCGACGAGGUGCUGGCGGCCACCGACAACAAGGGCGUCGACUUUAUUGUCGACUACAUUGGCGCCGACUACUUCCAGAAAAACCUGGAUGCCGCCGCGCUCGACGCACACAUUGUGUUGCUGGCGCUGAUGAGCGGCGCGCAGCUGCCGGCCGACGUCAACAUCAGCAACAUCCUGCGCAAGCGGCUGCGCAUCGAGGGCAGCGGCCUGCGCAGCCGCGCGCCCGACUACCAGGGCCGGCUGCGGGACCGGCUGGUGACGGUGCUGCCGCACUUUGAGGCCGGCAAACUCAAGCUGUACCUGGACAAGGUGCUGCCUUGGGAGCAGAUCCGCGAGGCGCACGAGUACAUGGAGAAGAAUGUGUCCAUGGGCAAGAUUGUUUGCACAAUCAACUGA